ACCCGAUGGAGAAGUAGAAAACAAUUUUCACUAUCUUUAAUUACGAAAUUUUAAUUUAUUGCCAAAGUUUGACAUUUUAAAACAGUUCACAGGUGCCGAAUUUUUAACGUUAGUUUUUAGUUUAAUUUUUUAAGCGAUGGCUGAAGUAACCCAGACCAUCUCUCAACUAGAGUUAAAGGCUGCUAUCGGUUUCAACGGGCACGUGCCUUCUGGCUUGAGAGUCCAUCCAGGCCGAGAAUACCUAAUCUAUCCACUGGGAUGCACGGUUGUUCUGAAGAGAAUUGCCGAUGGAAAUCAGGAGUUCCUGCAUGGACACACAAACAACAUAUCCUGUAUUUCCGUGUCUAAAAGUGGAUCAUAUAUUGCCUCGGGUCAAGUCAACUCUAUGGGAUUUGAGGCACCAGUGAUAGUCUGGAGCUAUGCACAGAGAGUACUCUAUGCCCAGCUGCAGCUCCAUAAGACUAAGGUAGAGGCGCUAGCUUUUUCUCCCAAUGACAAGUACCUGGUGUCGCUUGGAGGGCAAGAUGACGGCAGAAUUAUUGUCUGGAGUAUUGAGAGGAAGCGUGCCAUUUGUGGAACUCUAGCAUCAGCCGGUGGUCACUGCGCCACUGUACAAUACUCAAACACAGACGACAACAUCUUUGUGACUGCUGGGAGUGAAACAUUGCAAAUCUGGAAACUUGAUCUUGCCAACAAAAAGGUCAGACCCACAGACUGCAGGACAGGCCUGCUGAAGCGGAAUGUGAAAUGCGUUGAGAUUUCAGAGGAUGAUGAAUUCUUUUUCUGUGGCACCACCAGUGGAGACUUGAUUAAAAUCAACCUGAAGACUGGAAUUCUGAAGGAAUGUGGCCCAAUUAAGGCAAAACUCAGCCAUGGUAUCAGUGCUCUGAAGCUGCUGAAAUCUGGGGACCUGAUUGUGGGCUCUGGAUCUGGUACCCUAGCUUUGUGUUCCAUGGCUAACUUCAAAACUCUUAAGUGAAAAAGCCCAGCUGGGAAGAGGGUGACCUCCAUCGCUGUAGAAGGAGAAGGACAACACUUCUUUGUUGGCACUCAGGAAGCUCAGAUGUAUAACGUCAGUUAUGAGAACUUCGAGGCUACACUCAUGUCCACCAGCCACAGUCAUGCUGUCAAUGAUGUAGCCAUCCCUUUCAGUACAUCAGCAUUGUUUAUUAUUUGCACCUGCUCUUACGGAGACAUCAGAUUGUUGGCACAUAGAGGGACAAAAAAGAGCUGCUGCAUAUUACUGUUUCCCAACGUGACCUGCAAUUGCCUGAAUUUCAUGCUUGAUGGAUGUAGCAUCAUCAGUGGGUGGAGCGAUAAUAAUAUACGUGUCUUUGGACCUGAAAGUGACGUACGAUGCUAACCAUCACAGAUCCACACAAAAUGGAUGGGGGUGACGGCCAUCGCUGGCACGAGAGACUGCAAAAGGAUUGUCAGUGGUGGAGGAAAACGGACAGGUCGUAAACACUGUAGCCAGAUACAUGUUUGGGAUUUGCUGCCACAUGGCUCUCGGUUGCUGGAGAGUAUGAAGGAGCACAAAGCUGCCGUCUCUUGUAUCCAAAUCAAGAGUGAUGACAAAGAGUGUGUCUCUGUCAGCUCUGAUGGUAGCUGUGUCGUCUGGGAUUUAGUGCGAUUCGUAAGCCUUAAAUUAAUGAUCGCCAACACAAUGUGCCGGACCGUGUGCUACCAUCCAGAGGAGUUCCAGAUCAUCACCAGUGGCACUGACAAAACGAUUACGUACUGGGAGUUGUUUGAUGGCUCUGCUAUCGGAAAAUUGGAAGGCUCCCAGUUUGGGGCCAUCAAUAGCCUCCACAUCUCGCAGGACGGUCAACACUUUGUGUCAGGUGGAGAAGAAAAACUGGUGAAGGUGUGGGAGUAUGUGAAAGGUGUAGUAACCCAUGUAGGUGUAGGUCAUGGGGGCAGUAUCACCAAAGUCAAGCUCUGCUCCAACAGCUCCACCUUAAUCAGCACCAGCGCAGAUGGGGCUAUUCUGCGGUGGAAGUUCCCUCGCCCUCCCCCAUCUUGAUAACGUGGGAUGAAGUCCUGCAGUCUAGAGAAACAGACAUAAUAUAUCAGUCAACUCAUUCUCUAAAUUUUUAGAGUUUUCUCGUGUUAUUUUGUUUUUGACUUGGCAUGAAUCGCUUUUAAAAUUAAACAAUGUUGAAUUAACAUU
Molecule: messenger RNA, 2173 nt
Organism: Melanotaenia boesemani (Boeseman's rainbowfish)
Lineage: Eukaryota; Metazoa; Chordata; Actinopteri; Atheriniformes; Melanotaeniidae
Gene: cfap52
Product: cilia and flagella associated protein 52
Exons: 15
Biological process (GO): cilium assembly
Molecular function (GO): protein binding
Source: RefSeq, a predicted model, not a curated record